UUUGAUUUAGAUUCCAUUUGGACAUUCAUAUUUGGAGUUCCUGCUUCCUGUGGCACUGUCACCUCUUCAAUACACAAUGUUUGCACAGAAGCUGCCUUCUUGUUGCUGGGCAUGCUGAGGAGCAUGCUGAAUUCUCCUUGGCAGUCAGAGGAAGAGGGCUCUUGGCUCCGGGAGUAUCCAGUCACCCUGAUGCAGUUCUUCAGGUACCUGUAUCACAAUGUGCCCGACCUGGUUUCCUUGUGGAUGAGUCCAGAGUUCCUGUGUGCCCUGGCAGCAACAGUGUUCCCUUUCAACAUCCGGCCUUACUCUGAGAUGGUCACUGACCUUGAUGAUGAAGUUGGGUCCCCAGCUGAAGAGUUUAAAGCCUUUGCAGCUGACUCUGGCAUGAACAGGAGCCAGUCAGAGUACUGCAAUGUUGGCACCAAGACAUACCUCACCAACCACCCUGCCAAGAAGUUUGUGUUUGACUUCAUGCGUGUGAUGAUAAUCGAUAACUUGUGCCUCACACCAGCCAGCAAACAGACCCCACUGGUAGAUCUUCUGCUAGAGGCUUCCCCUGAGAGAUCAACACGAACACAGCAGAAGGAGUUCCAGACGUAUGUUUUGGAUGGAGUGAUGGACCACUUGCUUGCAGCUGAUGUGUUAUUGGGUGAAGAUGCAUCCCUGCCUAUCACCAGUGGGGGAAGCUACCAAGUGCUGGUGAACAACGUGUUCUAUUUCACACAGAGAGUGGUGGAUAAGCUUUGGCAGGGCAUGUUCAACAAAGAAUCCAAACUGCUCGUGGAAUUCAUCAUCCAGCUCAUUGCACAGUCAAAAAGAAGAUCUCAGGGCCUGUCGCUGGAUGCUAUUUACCACUGCCUGAACAGGACCAUCCUCUACCAGUUCUCAAGGGCACACAAGACUGUUCCUCAGCAAGUGGCUCUCCUUGAUUCCCUGAGGGUCCUUACUGUGAAUAGAAACUUAAUUUUGGGACCUGGAAAUCAUGACCAAGAGUUCAUCAGCUGCCUAGCUCACUGCUUGAUUAACCUGCACGUGGGAAGCAACGUUGAUGGGUUUGGAUUGGAAGCAGAAGCCAGGAUGACAACUUGGCACAUUAUGAUCCCCUCUGAUAUAGAACCAGAUGGAGUCUACAAUCAAGAUGUCAGUGAAGGUCGCCAGCUGCUUUUAAAGGCCAUAAACAGAGUCUGGACAGAGCUGAUCCACAGUAAAAAACAGGUUUUAGAAGAAGCUUUCAAAGUGACUCUACCUGUCAACGAUCGUGGCCAAGUGGAUAUAACUGUUGCCAGACCUUUUAUUGAGGAGGCAAGUCUGAAGUGCUGGCAGAAUCACUUGGCUCAUGAGAAGAAAUGCAUCAGCAGGGGGGAGGCUUUGGUUCCCAGCACACAGUCCAAGCUCUCACGAGUGAGCAGUGGGUUUGGGCUCUCCAAGCUGACUGGCUCCAGGAGGAACCGCAAGGAGAGUGGGCUGAACAAACACAACCUCUCCACACAGGAAAUCUCCCAGUGGAUGUUCACUCACAUUGCAGUGGUUCGGGACCUGGUUGAUAUGCAGUACAAGGAAUAUCAGGAGCGGCAGCAGGACGCCCUGCGCUACGUGGCGGAGGAGUGGUGCCAGCUGGAGUACGAGCUGCUGCGGGAGCGGGGCCUCUGGGGACCCCCCAUCGGCUCCCACCUGGACAAGUGGAUGCUGGAGAUGACCGAGGGGCCCUGCAGGAUGAGGAAGAAGAUGGUGCGCAACGACAUGUUCUACAUCCAGUACCCCUACCUGCCCGAAGCUGAGCAAGAGACAAACCUGCUGGUACGUGUUCCUGGCUUUGGGAUGACCGAGGGGCCCUGCAGGAUGAGGAAGAAGAUGGUGCGCAACGACAUGUUCUACAUCCAGUACCCCUACCUGCCCGAAGCUGAGCAAGAGACAAACCUGCUGUCUGACUUCUCAAGUAGACUUCCUGAGACAUCUGAUGAUGCCAUUCCUCAAAAGAAGCCCGCCCGGUACCGGCGCGCCGUCAGCUACGACAGCAAGGAGUACUACAUGCGCCUGGCCUCGGGCAGCCCCGCCGUCCUGCAGGACGCCAUCGAGGAGAGCAGCCUGGGGGAAGCCUCUCAGCAGGAGCCAGAGCACGGCGAGGACACCAUCGCCAGAGUCAAAGGCCUGGUGAAGCCUCCCCUGAAACGAUCUCGCUCUGCUCCUGACGGGGGAGAUGAUGAGAACCAGGACCAGUCCCAGGACCAGCUCGUUGAGGGGAGUUCCAUCGACGAGGAGGAGAAGACUGACAACACGACUUUGCUUCGGCUCCUCGAGGAAGGAGAGAAGAUCCAGCACAUGUACCGCUGUGCCCGCGUUCAGGGCCUCGACACCAGCGAGGGGCUGCUCCUCUUUGGGAAGGAGCACUUCUAUGUCAUCGAUGGCUUCACCAUGACAGCCACCAGAGAGAUCCGGGACAUCGAGACGCUGCCUCCAAAGAUGCAUGAACCAAUCAUACCAAGGGGAGCAAGGCAGGGCCCGAGUCAGCUCAAAAGAACAUGCAGCAUUUUUGCCUAUGAGGAUAUCAAGGAAGUGCAUAAAAGGAGAUACCUUUUGCAGCCAAUUGCAAUUGAAGUUUUCUCAGGAGACGGACGGAACUAUCUUCUAGCUUUCCAAAAAGGGGUUAGGAACAAAGUUUAUCAAAGGUUUUUGGCUGUGGUGCCAUCUCUGACUGACAGUUCGGAGUCGGUGUCUGGGCAGAGACCAAACACCAGCGUGGAGCAAGGGUCUGGCUUGCUUAGCACUUUAGUGGGAGAAAAAUCUGUUACUCAAAGAUGGGAAAGAGGAGAGAUCAGUAACUUCCAGUACCUGAUGCACCUGAACACCCUGGCGGGCAGGUCCUACAAUGACCUCAUGCAGUACCCUGUCUUCCCCUGGAUCCUCGCAGACUACGACUCAGAG
Merops nubicus (carmine bee-eater) is the source of this 2922-nucleotide messenger RNA. Its product is annotated as WD repeat and FYVE domain-containing protein 3-like. The transcript is spliced from 21 exons. The record is from RefSeq and is a predicted model, not a curated record. The annotation marks the transcript as partial. NCBI's taxonomy places the organism in Eukaryota, Metazoa, Chordata, Aves, Coraciiformes, Meropidae.